UCUUGUGCUCUCAUGGCGUCCGCACCCUACAUCCAUGAAAUUAAGACAUUGGAUUUUAGAGAGUUGGCGAAUCAAACAAACCUUUAGAAAGAAGAUGAUUUGGCGAAAGCGUACACAAGAUGAUAUAGAGAAAUACAAUAUCACAAAAGAUUUACAAAAAAUAAAUUAAUUAAAUUUAAAAAGGUUAAAUUUUGUUUUUAACACUAACGAUAGUUCCAAAUAGAUUUAAAAAAAAAAAAAAAAAGCAGGCAAGAGAUGUGCACAAACUUGGUACAUAUUUUCUUGAGUACACAGCUGUUCAGUCUAUUAUCAUUUUAGAACCAGAUAAGUUAGUUUUUAAGUCACCUCACUCACCAUUUAUCUCAAAAUCUUUUUUCUUGCUAAUGGUAAACCUCGACGAAGCUAAUCUAAAGAUUUUAGAAGGAAAAGACGGCUAGCAAAUCUGUGCACAAAGAUGCCAGUACCUGAUGUUGAACACUGAUGCAUUUGCUUCUGAAGCUUUUAUCUGGUAAUAUGCAAUGUGAUAAGAGGGGAUUCUCUUUUCUUCUUCGUGCUUUUCUCGUUAAGGUCGGUGGCACUUACAUUUUCUAAAUUGUGGAACUGAUGCAUAGUGCUUUGCUCUCCUUGUCCUGGCAACUCUUGAAUCCACCAUAUUCCUGUCCAUGAACUGCUAACUUAUUACAGUUGUUAGCGACUGAUGCAUAAUCAAUUAUUUCCACUCAGCUAUGUGGAACAUAAAAUGGAGGUUUCCUAUUCCUGGAAAUCAGUGUAGCAGUUGUUACUCGGAUAUCAUAUUUAAGCAUCUGCUACAAUUUUAUCCAUGUACCGUUAUGGACGAGGUAUUCGAUUUCUUAGUACUGCCACAAGAAGAAAGAACGCUAACUGGGAUCCAAUUGUAUCUCUUGAACUUAAUCACCCAUCUCUUCUUUUGCUUGAGAAAAGCAAUUCCAGGGAUAAUUUCAAACAGAUCUUGGGGCAGAUGAUGAGAAGCAAUCUAAUUGGUCAAACAUUUCCUAUGAGCAGACUCAUCUUUUUCUCAGCAAUUUCACAUCCUGAGAACUUGGAUAUGGCCUUAAUUCUUUUUAAUCACUACACUCCUUACCCCAACCUGUAUAUUUACAACACCAUGAUUUCUGCACUAUCUUCGGCAACUGCUCAACCUUUAUAUAAUUCUAUGCUGAGCACUGGCAUUGGCCCAGACAAACACACACUUCUUUAUCUACUUCAUUCUGCCAGACAUGUAUCAGAAGUGAAACAAGUUCAGUGCCAUGCUAUCAUUUUGGGUUUGUCAACCUAUAGAUAUCUGCAGAACUCCCUCAUUAAAGUGUACUUAGAAAAUGGACUGUUUUGUCUUGCACAUAAAAUAUUUCGACAGAUGCCAGCUCCAGAUGUUGUCUCAUUCAAUAUAAUGAUUACAGGUUGUGCUAAGCAGGGAUGUGGUUUAGAAGCAAUACAACUGCUUUAUGAUAUGAUGGCUUUAGACCUUAAACCUGAUGAGUUUACCAUGUUAGGUCUUCUUGUUUCUUGUGGGAAAUUGGGAGAGGCACGGUUUGGGAAGACGGUUCAUGCAUGGAUAGAAAGGAGAAAGUCCAUUACUUCAUCAAAUCUGAUCUUGGGUAAUGCUCUUCUGGAUAUGUAUGUAAAGUGCCAAGAGUUGGACCUUGCCCACAGGACAUUUUCUGCACUAACAGAGAAGGAUGUUGUUUCAUGGAACACCAUAAUUGCAGGAUGUGCUAAGGCAGGCGACUUGGAACUUGCAAGGACACUUUUUGAUCAAAUGCCUUGCAGGGAUUUUGUAUCUUGGAAUUCAUUAAUUGCUGAAUAUGCAAAUCGAGGUGAUUUUAUUAUAGUAAGAGAUUUGCUAUAUGACAUGGUGGCGGAGAAUGUUGUACCCAACAACACCACCAUGGCUAGCUUGAUCUCUGCUGCAGCAGAAAUUGGAGCUCUGGAUCAGGGAAGGUGGGCACAUGGCUGGGUAAUCAGAAUGCAGAUUAAAAUAGAUGCUGUUUUGGGUUCAGCAUUGAUUGACAUGUAUUGCAAGUGUGGAAGUAUCAACAAUGCUUUCUUGAUUUUCAAUGAAAUUAUUGAAAAGGAUGUCAUAUUAUGGACAACAAUGAUAACAGGAUUUGCUUUCCAUGGUUAUGGAAGCAAAGCAUUGGAACUGUUCUAUGAGAUGCAAGCAAAUGUAACUCCAAAUGAAAUCACGUUUGUUUCUGUUCUUGCGGCUUGUAGCCAUAGUGGACUUGUUGAUCAAGGGAUUGAAAUAUUCAACAGUUUGAAACAGUAUGGCCUUAAACCAAGAAUUGAGCACUAUGGUUGUUUGGUAGAUCUCUUAGGGCGAUCAGGUAGGUUAGCUGAGGCAAAAGAUGUCAUAGAAAGAAUGCACAUUAAACCAAGUCGAUCCAUCUGGGGGUCAGUUCUAAAUGCUUGUCAAGCUCAUGGGAAUCUGGAAAUGGCAGAGAUAGCUUCAAAAGAGCUGCUGAAGUUGGAGCCUCAGGAAGAGGGUGGAUACAUGUUGUUGUCUAACAUAUACGCAGCUAAUGAGAGGUGGAGCCAUUCUGACAAGAUUAGAGAGACCAUGGAUAGCAGAGGAGUGAAGAAGACUGCUGGUUGCAGUGGUGUCGUAAUUGAUGGAGUCAUCCAUAACUUUCUGGCCGCAGAAAAGUGGCACCCAAGAAGAUUAGAAGUAGAGUUCAUUUUAAACUGUCUGACAAGCAAACUGAAGCUAGGGGCUAAUCUAUCUCUAGAAUCAGCGCAUCCCUUGCAGGAGACAUACUGACAGAGCUGCUUUCUUUCAACAGUCUCCAUCAAUGUUGGACACAGUGGCGUUUAAAUAUACUGUCCGGUUGCCGCUUUAGGAGAUAUCAUCCCCUUCCUCUGUGUUGUUUCAAAGCCAAAAUACACUGGUUUAGGUGUAUUUGAGGCACAAUCUUUCCUGCAGAGUCGAAUAAGUAAAUGGAAGGAUUGUAAGUAAGGCGUAAUCCGGUUUGUUUGAUAUAUGGACUGAUGGUCAUUCUUGGAUUACAUUCAAAUAUACCGUUAACUUUUCUAGAA
Molecule: messenger RNA, 3054 nt
Organism: Ricinus communis (castor bean)
Lineage: Eukaryota; Viridiplantae; Streptophyta; Magnoliopsida; Malpighiales; Euphorbiaceae
Product: pentatricopeptide repeat-containing protein At3g04750, mitochondrial
Exons: 2
Coding region: 821-2779 (652 amino acids)
Biological process (GO): RNA modification
Molecular function (GO): RNA binding; protein binding
Source: RefSeq, a predicted model, not a curated record